This is a messenger RNA of Cyclospora cayetanensis, 460 nucleotides long. Its product is annotated as ataxin-8-like. The annotation marks the transcript as partial. The transcript has 2 exons. The record is from RefSeq and is a predicted model, not a curated record. Lineage: Eukaryota; Apicomplexa; Conoidasida; Eucoccidiorida; Eimeriidae.
AUGCAGCAGCAACAGCAGCAAAUACAGCAACAACAGCAGCAAACACAGCAACAACAGCAAAUACAACAGCAACACAUGCAGCAACAGUUUACUCCCCCUCCACCACCUCCCCCCCUUCAACUGGGAGUGCAACAGCAGCUACAAGUGUCGCUCCAGCAAACCUGGCAGGAGCAACAGCAGCAAAUACAGCACCAUCACCAGCAGCUUACACAGCAGCACCCCUUGUUGCAGAAGCAGCCGCAGCAGCGACACCAGCAACAGCAGCCUCCAAUGCAGCAACAGCAACAGCAGCCUCCAAUGCAGCAACAGCAACAGCAGCCUCCAAUGCAGCAACAGCAACAGCAGCCUCCAAUGCAGCAGCAGCAACAGCAGCCUCCAAUGCAGCAACAUUUUCAUGCAUCGCAGCCACCUCCCCCCUUGCCACCACCACCCCCUGUGGCUCCUUGCUCCUCCAACAGAA